This is a messenger RNA of Suillus paluster, 1509 nucleotides long. RefSeq names its product ADC synthase. Bases 1 to 1509 code for a protein of 502 amino acids. Gene Ontology annotation, biological process: L-tryptophan biosynthetic process. Gene Ontology annotation, molecular function: anthranilate synthase activity. The transcript has 6 exons. The record is from RefSeq and is a predicted model, not a curated record. NCBI's taxonomy places the organism in Eukaryota, Fungi, Basidiomycota, Agaricomycetes, Boletales, Suillaceae.
AUGGACCCUCAAAAAUGUACAGCGUAUCCAUCGCUGGCUACUGUGGAGCAACUCAUCAUCCGCGAGAAGCGAGGCAACUGUGUCCCAAUAUUCAUUCAGCUUCCUGCAGAUCUCAUCACACCAUGCAUGGCAUAUCUCCGAAUAGCCAAAGACUCCAAGUACAGCUUCCUGCUAGAGUCAGUCAUUGCGGGGGAGAACAUCGCCAGAUACAGUUUCGUCGGCGCAGAUCCACUGAAGGUCAUUAAGACUGGCCCGAACGAGGAGAUUCAGGGAGAUCCACUUUCUGCUCUACAACGAGAGCUCGCCGUUCACCAAUAUAUAAAAAUACCCGAAAUUCCAACCUUCACCGGAGGCGCCAUCGGAUAUGUGUCCUAUGACUGUAUACACUACUUCGAGCCCAAGACUGCGCGGGAUCUCAGCGACCCUUUAUUAAUCCCGGAGUCUGUGUUUAUGCUUUGCGACACCCUUCUCGUAUACGAUCACCUAUUCCAAUCUAUCAAGGUUGUCUCUCAUGUCUUCUAUCCGAAAGACGCCGGCACCACGAACCUCCCAUUCGUAUAUCAGACCGCUCAGUCAAAAAUUCGUCGGCUAGCAAAAGCACUUUUGAGUCAAACAACUCCAGAAGUACCACAGCCUCCCAUUACCUUAGGAAACCAAGCCGUGUCCAACGUAGGCAAGGAAGGCUACGAGUCAUUUGUAACCAAGCUCAAGGAACACAUUGUCGCUGGCGAUAUCAUACAAGCAGUUCCAUCUCAACGUCUUGCCCGUCCAACAAAUCUACACCCCUUUAAUGCAUAUAGACAUCUUCGCCAAGUCAACCCUAGCCCCUACACGUUUUAUCUGGAUUGCGGAGAAUUACAAAUAGUCGGCGCCAGCCCGGAGACUCUAUGUAAAGUGGAAGGAAACAAGGUCUAUAACCAUGCCAUUGCUGGGACGGUCAAGAGAGGCAAGACUCCAGAAGGUCGGACCGUAAAGCUUGCCGAACAGCUCUCUUCAUCCGAAAAGGACCGAGCAGAACAUAUUAUGCUUGUUGAUCUCGCCAGAAACGACGUAAAUCGGGUUUGCAAGCCAGAGACUGUGAAAGUCGAUCAUCUUAUGGCGGUACAGAAAUUUAGUCACGUCAUUCAUCUGACGUCCCAAGUGUCGGGAAUGCUGAGGGAAGGCUUCACGAGGUUCGAUGCUUUCCGUUCCAUAUUCCCUGCGGGAACUGUAUCGGGAGCUCCCAAGAUCAAAGCUAUCGAAUUAGUUGCCGGACUAGAGGGGGAACGGAGGGGAGUAUAUGCUGGUGCCGUCGGACGUUUCGACUUCGCCGACGACGAAAUGGACACAUGCAUUGCCAUUCGUACGAUGACAUUCAAGGACGGUGUCGCCUACUUGCAGGCAGGAGGAGGCAUCGUUUUCGACAGUGUGGAAGAAGAGGAGUAUGUAGAGACCAUUAACAAGCUGGGGGGUAAUCUACGAGCACUGACUGAUGCUGAGAAAUACUGGAGUGAGGUUCAAUCAUCAUAG